Peromyscus californicus insignis is the source of this 3636-nucleotide messenger RNA. It is a transcript of the gene Tmem275, whose product is annotated as transmembrane protein 275. The coding region runs from base 2244 to 2783 and encodes 179 amino acids. The record is from RefSeq and is a predicted model, not a curated record. The transcript is spliced from 2 exons. Lineage: Eukaryota; Metazoa; Chordata; Mammalia; Rodentia; Cricetidae.
AGCUAACUGAGGACUAAGCUGACUUGGAGACCAGUUCUCUAAACCUGGUGAGCUCAGCCCCCACCAAAGUAGAAUCCAGAGGGCGGGCUGCCUGGAGGAAUCUGGGCUGAUAGAGCAUCGGUUGGAGGUCUAGGAGGGUUUUGGCAGUGAGGAGGAAUGGGGAAUGAGCAAGAUCAAGUAGUGGAACAAGAGAAGGAAGGAUGGACUGGAAAGAUUCUUGGCAGGAGGCACUAACGGCCCCAAGAUGAGUUGCAAGUGUGUGCAGGGGAGCCUGAGGGUGAGGGGGAGCCCAGGGCCAAGCCUGGGUGUUCCUCCUGAGGCUGUGGCCUUUGUGGGAAAAGGCAACAUUGGAGAAACCUACACACAGAGGCAGUAUUCCCAGGAAGUAGGGUUCAGAAGGCUUCAAAAGCAGAAACCAAGAGCUGAACAAUGUCCAUUAAGCUCAGUGACAAGGGGUCACUGAUGACGUUGUGAAUAGAGAGGCAGGAACAUGGUGGGACAGAAAUCAGACGGGAGUGGAUGACUUGGGAAGGAAGUGAAUUGUGGAGUAUAGACCAUGCAUUCAAAAAGGGGAGAGACUGCUACCUCAAGACCAUGAUUGGGUUGGAUGAAGAUGGGACAGGCGACAGUUCCAGGAGGAGGUUGGUGAACUCAGGCCAGAGAGGAGAGUUGUGAAGAUGCAGUCACGGGUAUACAGCAGGCUGGUGUGGCCCAGUGGGGUUUCCUCUCAUCUCCCAGGCUUCAGACUUGGGGGAAGACUUGAGAAGGCAGGAAGCUGGACUGAGACAGGGUUGAGCCUUGCUGGUCAGUACUGGCGGGACAAAGAGAUGAGACAAAAUCACAAAAGUGACUGAAGUAAAGUGUGGGUCACAGAUGGACACAAAGAAGCAGAGACUUAGGGACCAUGACAAAGAGGUAGGGCUCUGGGGGUUGCAUGCCAUCAAAGAACAGUUACAGCAAGGGCAGUGUGCAGUCCCGGAACUGCACUGGUUUAGGUACAGACUCACAGUUACAGCAGGGCAGUGUGCAGUCCCGGAACUGCACUGGCUUAGGUACAGACCGUUAUAGUUACAGCAGGGCAGUGUGCAGUCCCGGAACUGCACUGGCUUAGGUACAGACUCACAGUUAGUUACAGCAGGGCAGUGUGCAGUCCCGGAACUGCACUGUACAGACUCACAGUUACAGCAGGGCAGUGUGCAGUCCCAGAACUGCACUGGCUUAGGUACAGACUCACAGUUACAGUGAGGGCAGUGUGCAGUCCCAGAACUGCACUGGCUUAGGUUCAGACAGUUACAGUUACAGCAGGGCAGUGUGCAGUCCCAGAACUGCACUGGCUUAGGUACAGACUCACAGUUACAGUGAGGGCAGUGUGCAGUCCCGGAACUGCACUGGCUUAGGUACAGACAGUUACAGUUACAGCAGGGAGUGUACAGUCCCGGAUCAGCACUGCUUAGGUACAGACUCACAGUUACAGCAGGGCAGUGUGCAGUCCUGGAACUGCACUGGCUUAGGUACAGACAGUUACAGUUACAGUGAGGGCAGUGUGCAGUCCCGGAACUGCACUGGCUUAGGUACAGACAGUUACAGUUACAGCAGGUCAGUGUGCAGUCCCGGAACUGCGUUGGUUUAGGUACAGACUGAGGAGACAGAACCUAGACUUUAGACCUGGCUCUACCAUGUGUUACCACCAGGUUUAUGUCCUUAAAUAAUUAAUUUAACCUGAAUCUGUAUUUCCUUAUUUGUCAAAAAGGGAUGAUAAUAUGUUUACUUCUUAGGAUUGUCAUGGAAUUAAAUGAAUUAAUAUAUAUUAAGGGCUUAUAUCACUGUCCAUUUUCCAUUGCUAUACAGAAUACCUAAGACUGUAUCUUACAGUAACUUAUGCUGUUCUGGAAACUGGGAAGUUCAAGAGAAGGGUGAUGGCCUACAGUCCCUAAUCACUUUUUUUUCUUAUUGAGAUGGAGUCUCACUGUGUAUACCAAGCUGGCCCCUGCCUCCUGAGUACUGGGAUUAAAGGCAACUUGCCCAACUCCUAAUCACUUUUUAAAGCGAUGGGCCUUACAUCCCAGCCCCACCACUAAGAAAUCUGAUUUCUUCAUGAGUUUGGGAGGGACAAGCCAUACCGGAACCAUAACAGCUUGGAACAUUGUUGAGCACACAGACCACCACGAGCUUGCCCUGACAUGUGUGCUAUUCUGGGCGGGCAGCCAGACAGAGCUUGAGGCGUGCAGGGCGUGAGCGUGCAGAUGCCGCAAGCAAAGAAGAAAAGCACAGCGCCCCUGACCCCAGCGCCCCCGGGCCGUGUCCAAGGCCGACUGCGGAGCCUGCUGUCUCCCGCGCUGUGCUGUGCCUGUGGCUUGUGCGUGCUGCUGGCCGGCCUGAACGUGACCCUGGUGGGAGCUUUCGCAGCCUCCCUGCCUGGGCACAAUGCGCCACUGGUGGUGGGGCCGGCGCUGCUUGUGCUGGCGCUUGGAUUCUUCGCUGCCUGCUGCGUCUGCAGCCGCCGGAGGCCAGUGUCCCGCACGCGUUCCUCAGCCACCGCGGGCCAGGGUGGCAGGCACGCAGGGACCGUGGCACUGGAAAUGGAGAGCAGCGAGCGCACAGCGCAAGACACGACCGCAGUGCAGCUCAGUCCUGCCGCCUCGGCCGCAUCCUCUGGCCACUCCAGCCCAGGGCCCGGUGGUCUCUUCGCCCUGGAUCCUCCCGUGCCAGCAACCUCGGCCGGCUACUUGCCGCACACCGAAGGGACCCAGCUCAACUUCCCUAGGGACCUGGUUGCCUCGUAGUGGGCCAAGAGAAGUGGGGAGAGGUAAUGCCAAGGACUGAGCAUAAGUGGCCUCAUCUGUCCCAUCUCUAGAACUUCCAAAAGGGAAAGUGUAGUGAUGGCAUUGGCUCUCAAACCCCUAAGAAGGCAGCAGACUUUGACCUUUUAGUUGGGGGUCUCUAAGCUCUACUUCAUCCUCCCUUCUCCUCUCCACAUUGAUCUGGUACCCUGUCCCUCCCCAUGGUGUUUGAGCACUGUGGAGGAAGCCUCCUCCAACUGAGAGGAUCUAGUCAGGACCUCGGGGUGGAAAGAGGGGUGAAGGAUGAACUAGCUAUACCAGACCCUGUGCACUCUGACCGGCAUCUAGCCCUUCUUUCUGCCCUUUAGGUUUGAUUGGGGAACAAAGGCUCUGACUCCAGGAUGGUCCCUGGGAAAAUCUGGAUGGCACAUACCUACCCAAAGGUCAGGAGACAAAGGGACAAAGGUCAGGAGAGCUGAGGCUGGGGUCCUCAGUGGUGGGGAGGCUUUCCAAUCCUGAAGGGCCCAAUGUGAUUUUCACUGCCAGCAACACCCGUCACCAAGGCUGUGCCACACUGUGCGUUCUAGCUGUGCCUCGCUCCUCAAUAAAGCACCUUCUGAGUCAGUACUCUGUGGUGCGCAGGUGGAGGGAGGUGUUGACUGGGGCCCUCUGAGUGCCUGGGAAGAUUCUGUGACUCUGAGCCAGCCUCUCCUCUCAUUUAAGGGAUCCAGUGCUGGCCCACCAUCUCUUGACAGUGGUAACUCCUUGCCCGUCCACUCUGGGCUUCAUAAGCCUUCUUUCUCUUUCCAUGGUGGGCUCUGAUGCUCUUCUGCCAUGGACCAGGUACUUCCCAACA